Prorocentrum cordatum is the source of this 3637-nucleotide messenger RNA. The record is from the annotation of a GenBank genome assembly. NCBI's taxonomy places the organism in Eukaryota, Dinophyceae, Prorocentrales, Prorocentraceae.
GACAGACCCCGCCUGCGUACCGCUCCCACCCACCAUGUGGGCCUCUUUGUUGCAAACCGUACUCUACAAUCCACUCUCGAUGUCAGAUUCAUGGCGUACCUUCGACAUUUCUUCUCGGCUUGGCUUUGCAGAGUUGAUCAUGUGCCCGGCGACGCAGAGAAAGCGGCGCCCUGGCGAUGGAAUCACGAUUCAGCAGAGCGCCAAGCACAUGGUGCUGGACUUCGGCUGGCAAAAAGGCGAAUUCACUAACAUGUCGGCGGGCUGCAGCUUGUUCCCGCGCAAGAGAGUAUUCAGACGCAGCCACAUCCAGCAGAUAUACGAGCCGCCGAGUGAUUUGACGGUGCGUGCGGGAGAGGUGCGGCUACGGAGCAGCUCUUUCGACAUUCUCGCUAUUGUCGCCUACUUCCUUCCCUCCCAGCGCAUGCAGGUUGAUCAUUGGAAAUCGACGGUCACACGCCUGGCCAGCUGGAUUCAAAAGACCAUCCAGAAUGCCCCCGCCAGGUGCAUCGUCGUGAUAGGAGCAGACUCGAAUUGCGAGUUCGGUAGGCGUGCGACGGGCGGGGGUGCAGUCCAUCACUCAGCAGAUGAUGUUCACUUCGGCACCUACAACACGGGCACAGAGAACUUCACCAGGCAGGAAUUAUGGCGACUCAUGUCCAUGGAGGGGCUCGCGGUGGUGGACUCGUUCUACGCCACUGGCCCCACUUACUUCGGGCAGGAGAGCGAGCACACGUCGCAUCCUGAUCACUUUUGGGCCCCGACUGGGGCCAUUUCGUUUACGGUGUCCUGCUGCGCGAUGAGAGGAGCAAUGAGAGACUUGCAGAAAAUCCCGCAUGCGCUUCCAAUUCCGAAGGACCACUGCCCAUUGCUGUGGCGGCUACGCUACAAGCUGCAAUUCGGCGUGCCCGACGCUGAGCAGGAGCCGCGCUGGGAUCACGAUUGCAUGGCGAAGUUGCUUAGCGACGGAGGCUCACUGGGGCUGAUCGGAGAGCUUGAAAGGAUUGUCGAGCUGCAACGCGUACUGGGCCCAACGCUGAGCACCGACAGCGUCGAGACGAGCUUCUACUCAAGCGUCGCACCUUGGGCCGCAACUGCUUCACUGAAGAGGAUCGCGCGGCCAUUCGUCGGUGCGAUCGAGAGAUACGUCGAGAGAGAUGCAGCAUCGAUCGUGAGAGUGUUGAUCGCAUGUUACGAGAAGCUCAGCAUGCCGCUGAUCGUGUGGAAGUUGGCUUUCCAAGUUGGCGCAAGAUAUCACGGCGUCCGUCGACGCCGAUUCAACGCGCUGCCACGCUACCUGCCGACCCUCGACGAGUCGACCGGCACUGUGCUGGCUGGCGUUCGCGAGGGAGGGUUCUCAGCUGUCGUCGUCCCUGAUCCAGAGACCCCCUCGGAGUUCGCUUUGGCACUUCGUGAGCAGGAUGAUCCAGAUGGCGAUUGGAAGCAGCUCCGAGGGGCAUGUUCACGCGUCACGGGAAGCCCCGGUUGCCGUGCCACGCCCACGGAUAUGCGCGCCAUCGAUCUCGCCAGGGCGCUCAGCGCGCAUCGCGUCUACACUCUUGGAUGCUUCGGAAGCUGGGCGUUGUCGCAUCUUCAGAUACAGAAGGACAUGAGCAACGCUUUCCGUUCCACUGGUCAUGAUACCUUGGCCGAAGUUGUUGGCGCUAUCAUCCCCGACCUUCAGGAUCAACCGUUUCUCUCGCAGCGGCACGAGGGAGCAGUGAUGGAGGUUCGCGCAGGCAACGAGACCGCCAACUAUGUUCCUCGGCACGGCGCUGGCAUGGGCGACGGCAAUGCGCGCGAGCUGUUCGUGAGGUCGUUUGUUCGGCCGCUGGGUUACUGGAACCGCACGCUGCAGGCCACCAACUCGGACGCUCUGCAGAUUGGCGAGACUGAGGUGCCGCUCAUCGAGGCGUCGACGCUGAUCGAGCGCCCGUGCGUCAAGCAGCUCAUUGACUUAUCCAUGAGAGACUACGCUGGUGAUGUCUCUCACACCCAUCCGCUCCCUGAUAACAACCCGUUGCGUGCUGCUGCCCCCGCCUCCGCCUCCACCACCCUUCCCAAUAACAAGUUAUCCGAGCAGGGGGGCUUCGCCCAGAACGCCAACCAAGAGGUGGCCCUCCCCGUCUUCGUGGGCACUGGAGGGUGCACUGCGACGAGGGCCGCCCUGUCUGGGUCCAUCUUGAGAACCUUGCGCGCCACCCUGACUGAGGCGUCGGCGCAGGCAGUUGCUGCCCUGUUCGGUCAUUUUCACGCUCUACAGGUGAAUUUCAGACGCUCGCUGCGCUGCAGCAGCGCAUGCGAGAAGCACGCGCCCCUCCCGCGCCUGACCUUUGCUUCGAUGUCGCGUUUGGCAGAGCGGGCCCUGAGCACUGGGACAGAGCAGCGCGCGCAAGAGCUGCGCGGCAGGCACGGCCAGGGCGAUCGGACGCGCAGCGGAGAGCGAGGACACGACGUACUGACGCUGGCGGAUGAUCACUAUGGCCUGGCACCCGCAGAUCUGCAGCGACUCGAACGCAUGCCGAUCGAGUGGAUCCAAGCUACUUACCCUGUGCUCAUGCGCCUCGCGUUGCGCCACGAGCUCUCCAUCAAUCAUCUCGAGUCGGCGGCGUUCAGGCAUGUGCAGAUGCCGGGCAAGCACGAGGUAGUCUCGGCGAUGCAGUUGACAGCGAAGUUCUACGGACAGGAAGCAGCGAGGCUUCGCAAAGAACGCGCGCAGCAGAUCCAGGCAGGCCAGGUGGUGGCAGAGCUCGAGGAGCUGGGCAUUCCUCAUCCUCGCGUUUUCCUGGCACUGCUCGGAGCUCUGCUUGCUCUAGGAGAGAAGAUAGGCCAGCUCAACAGCGCAACCCUGAAGGAUUACGAGCGGCAGAUACAGCACGAGAAACCCGACGACUUCAAGCUGGCCUGUCUGUUCUCAGAUUGGUUCGACGGCUUCCCAGAUUGCACCUACGAGUUCGACUGCGGCCAGAGCGAGUGCGAUUGGGGCUACUCCUUCUGCACCGAGCGAGUUGAGAACUUCAGCGGACCCCUGAUCGGCAAGUUGCUUUCGGACGAUAUCGGCACAGUGUCUCCCCUUGGCUCACCUUGUGUUCUCGGCCAUAGACAUCGCAUUGACUGUGGCAACGGUCAGGAACGCACCUCCAGCCAGAGUCGGAGGCGCUUCCGACUAGCCGACGAGGGCAUCGGCUGGGAGGGCAUCUUCUGGCCUGGAGGUCUCUUGCGUCCUGAUGGGGGCGAUGAAGCUGGCAUGUCCCUCUUCGCAAGCGACAGAGGGGCACGCGUGGCGGUCAUCAUCAGCAUGCUCAACCCAGGACCAGACAUCGCCUACCGCGGGGGUCAAGCGUCUAGCCCAGUCUGGGUCACGCACGGCUGUCGGGACUCGCUCACGCUUCGAGAGGCCGUCGACCAAUUCAGCACAUGGGUGAGCUUGGUGGGACAGCACGCGCCUGAAACUGAGUCCGUGUUUGGCCCGCACUUCCUGCGCCAAAACCCGCAAAAGGGUGCCAAGCUCUGGGUUUGCCUCCGGCAAAGCCGCACCCUCGGCAAUUUGGAGAUCGGAGGCAGAGACGGCGAUCUGUUCGACGAUGUCCUGCACUGGCUUCUGCAUGGCCCAGGCGAUCUUGUAUCUCUGCUGGAGCAG